Messenger RNA from Amborella trichopoda, 2189 nucleotides. RefSeq names its product LMBR1-like membrane protein. Lineage: Eukaryota; Viridiplantae; Streptophyta; Magnoliopsida; Amborellales; Amborellaceae. The record is from RefSeq and is a predicted model, not a curated record.
GUGAGGGGUAUUUUAGUGAAUACAUAUUUAGAGCGAGGUUAUAAUCGUCACUUGUGUUGCAGGAACGGGGAGAAGAGAGGCAGGCGCCUUCUUCUCUCUUUCAUCUUUCAGAAUGAAGAAGACCAACAUUUUCCCUUUCAGUUUUACAGAUCAAAGGAGAAAUUGAAGCAACAAAUCUUUCACCGUAAUCCAAUUCAGAAUCACCAUUAAAAGAUACAGAUACAGAAGGCAACAGAGAGAGAAAUUGGAGGGAAAAUAAGAAGAAAAGGGUUUUUUAGGGGAUGGGGGACUUCAACCUAGCGCUGGUGAUUGUGGCUGCUGUGGUAUGCGUUCUGGUGUUCAUAUUCAAUGUGUAUUUGCUGAUCAAUUACCAGCACCCGGACGAUGUGAACCAGGCCUACUUCCCCAAAUUCAUUGUGGUUUUGGGGCUCUCGGUGGCCGCCAUCUCCAUCCUGAUGCUUCCGGCGGAUGUGGCCAACAGGCAGGCGUGCAAGAACUCCAUUUACAACGGGGCCUGCAACCUCACCCUCCCAAUGAAGGACCUGUGGCUCGCCAUCUACAUUGUCGAUGCGAUCCUCGUCUUCUUCGUCAUCCCCUUCGCCAUGUUCUAUUACGAGGGUGAUCAGGACAAGAGCGUGGGGAAACGGGUCCUGAGCGCUUUGAUGUGGGUUGUUGCGACUGCCAUUGUAUGCGGGCUUGUGCUUGGUAUUCUCUACGGUCUUGUUGGUAAGGUAGACUUCACUGUUAUGCAUCUCUCCUCAUCUACAGCUAGCUUCCCGAGUACUUGGACUAGCCUUUCAAGAUCUCAACCAUGUCUAGGAGCAUCUCAUCAGUGUGCAGCAUAUUCCACGACUGCUUCUGCUGAGACCACUUGGACUAUGAGGACUACCUUUCCAGAAUAUGUUGUUGCUCUUGCCACCAUUGUAGGAUCAGUACUUUUCACUAUAUUUGGAGGUGUGGGCAUAUUUUGUUUGCCUUUGGGACUUAUAUUUUCAUUCAUUCGUCGGCCAAAAGCUGUUAUUACUCGUUCUCAGUAUAUUAAGGAGGCAACUGAGUUAGGGAAAAAGGCAAGAGAGUUGAAGAAAGCAGCAGCUACCCUUCAUCAGGAAGAGAAAAGUGGUUCCAAGGGCAGAAAAUGGCGCAAAAAUGUGAAGGCAGUUGAAAAGGAAUUGCUUCUCCUAGAAGAAGAUAUGAAAGCUUUGGAGGAGAUGUUUCCCCAAGGGGAAAAGGCAGAAACUUCUUGGGCAUUAACUGUUCUCAGUUACUUGGGCAAACUGGUUCUUGGAAUCAUCGGGCUGUGUGUUUCAGUGGCUUGGGUUGCGCAUAUUAUUAUAUACUUGUUGAUCAAUCCCCCUCUUUCUUCAUUUCUAAAUGAGGUCUUCAUCAAGUUGGAUGACGUGUGGGGGCUUCUUGGCACUGCGGCAUUUGCGUUCUUCUGCUUCUAUUUGCUGCUUGCUGUGAUAGCUGGUGCAAUGGUGCUAGGUUUGAGAUUUGUUUUCAUCACCAUUCAUCCCAUGAAGUGGGGGGGCACCUUAAUGAACUCUUUUCUUUUUAAUGUCGGCCUCAUUCUACUUUGCUCUAUCAGUGUGAUCCAGUUCUGUGCCACAGCAUUUGGUUAUUAUGCACAAGCCACUGCAGCCCAAGAAAUUUUUGGUCACACUUUAAAGUCCCUUCGUGGAAUUAAAUAUUUAUACAAGUACAAUGUGUUCCAAAUUGCGUUUAUCGUGUUUGCGGGUCUUACAUUCAUCUACUACGCAUUAUUUGGAUGGAGAAAGAGAAAGCAAACUGGUAGGUUUCAGCUUUCCUCUUAGAACUGAGCUCAUCCAGAUUGGUGUGUGACUAUCCUAUCUGCUGCUUUUGCCAAUGGCUGCCACUUGUUCAGAAGAGGGUACAGAGCAUUCUCUUUUCAAGAGUGAUUUUCGCAAUUUGGGAUCUCCAGAUCUGAUUUUGUUGCGCCCUCCUUUUCCCUCUGUACUUAUAGUAACCAGCAUCAGUUUGGAUGUGCCAUGUCUUAUACCGGUUUGUGACAUCUCUUACUGUAAUUUGAUGAGGAAUUCAUUUUGUGAAGUGAGAUUGAGAUUGGUGAUUAUUUCGCCUUGUUAAUAGAAGUUAUAGAUUGGUGUAUUGUACUGACUACUAAGAUGGAUACUUCAAGUUUUAUAUCAGAGUUCCUUGUAUUAGGUUUUGUA